ACACACGUAAUUCCGCUGACUUCGAAAGUCGACCAUUUAGUUGAUUUUUAGUCUUACAUAUAUACCGCACUAUGUUUGGCUUAUAUUUCAUUUUAUAUGGCUGAACAACUAAAUGUACUAACAGACUCUUCAGUAGUUCCCUGUAAAAAGCGUAAGCAGGUAUGGUUUACAUCCAUUGAUUUAAAUGUUGUCUUAAGACUGGAAAACCACAAAAUCAUGUUAAAAAAACAGAGCAGCUACUAAAAAAGUUAGAAAACCCAAAAAAUGCUUAUCGCGUAAGUUUGUGUUAUUGUUUUGCUGAUUUUUAACUCCAUAUGCUGGCAAUUAUUUUGCAAACAUCUUUGUAACCACUGCAAAUAAUUUCGGUAUCGCUCUUCAGGUAGCUAUAAUCCACUCCAAACAUUCUUAAUAAACAUCGCGUUGUUCUUGAUUCUUCACACUAAUCGUCCGUUUCAGUGUGGUCAACUUCGUAUUCAUUUGCGAAGAAGUAAUUCUCAACCAAUCAUAAAGACCUAGAUCUGUCAGCUGAUAGAUCUGUGCUACAACAAGCCAAUGGUGGACAUCCAGACAGCCCUAAAGUCAUAGAGCAUAUAAUCAAUAUAGAGUUUGAAGCUAUGGUCAUCACUACGAACUUAUAUCAGAUAAAAUACAAGAAUCUUAAGGUACAUAUUCUUUUUUUUCAUGAUCAAUCACACACUUAUCUUCUGCUUGCCUAAAUGAUAUAAAAUCUCAAAACCCUUUGAUAUCACAGGCCUACUAACAGGCUCGUCCCAUAAAUUGUUAUCGGCUUAGUGUUUCCUACAGGUACCCUUCUUAUUUCGUGGCUCAUAAUAGUUUCGAUUGUUAUUAUUAUUUUUGGAAGAUUUUGUAGUAGCUAUUUCGCUUUCUUCAUUCUACCACGUUUCUCUAAGGAACCCCUGAAUAUUUUAGCAAGUAAAACCAUCCCGAAAAUCCAAAUCCCUAUAGCUUGUAUGCGUUUCCUACACUUGUGAAGUGGCAACCAAUUAACUUACUGUCUUCAGUCAUCAGGUUAUUUGAAGGGAGUAGAUCAAUGUUUGUUUAACCUGAGGUAGUAAAAUAGGAAGUUACUUACCCUGACUAAUGUUGGUGUUUGUAUUUCGAACCACAUGGUACGUUCUUAUAGGUCAUGUUUACAUUUUUACUCAUUUAUAUGCACAUACGUACCAGGUUAUGCAAUGUAUGCAGCUUACUGGCUGUGUCCAGAAUAUGAUAGUUUGGUAUAUCUCCAAAAUUAGCCGUGCUAGAUGAUAACUCCAUUAAAUGAUGAAUGACUUUUAGUUCUAAUACCGUCUAAUUACUUAUUGAUUAAAUAUUCUUGAUUUCAUUCUAACAAGCAUGUUAUUUGUUGAAACGAUGUCUUCUACUAAGCACCUAUUCUUAUAUCCUGAUACUUGUUCGAUCGAGAGCUUAAGUGAGUAAUUUGUUGUUAAUUCUAUUUAACUUGUAUUUGUGUAAUCUUUUGACUUUCCUAGUUGAUCACUUGUGAAUUCGAUGAAAGUAUCUUACAAAUGUCUGGUUUAUUAGCAUCUCUGACAUCGAAAUUAGAAGCUAAUUGGCAGUCAUCAACCAUACAAUAUUUAACUAACUCAAAUGAUCCUUUGGAGAAAAGUGUUUCACAACAAUUGCCACCUUUAAUUCAACCGAAAACUGUUGGAUUAAAUGGUCUCAAUGGUUCUGUUCCUAUCUCGUUUUCCUUCACUUGGACACGUUAUCAACCAACAAUAGACGUAUCAGCCAAAGAAAAUGCAUCAAAACCAACCGAUGAUGAAAUGUUGAACAUUAAACUUAAUCCAUUUAUCGAACCUGAAGUUGUCAUUCUGUUAACUGCUGAUCAAAUUAAAAAUUUACUCAUCAAAUCGUCUAAUGAUGCUAAACAAAAGUUACACGAGAAUACAAAUUUCAUUGCGUUUGGCACUAGUUUAAUGAAUUUGAAACGACCAGUUACUUGUAUUUUCUUGACAGGGCCUACAUUUAAGUCGAGAACCAACCAUUUGUCAUCAUCAUCAAAGAAUACUUCUUCAUCGUAUAUGUCAAUUAAUGAAUUAUGCGCUGAACUACAAAUAAAUUGGCAUGUACACAGUACUCGUGUCACAUCGAAUUUACAUGAUGUUGCUAUGAUUUUAAAUGCAAUUACACGAUCUUUGGCAGAAAGGCAAUUUAAGCAAGGACGUUUAGAACGAGAUGAAGGACUUUCAUUUCUACCAAAUACUAUACAUAAAGGUUUGAGCGGUUGUGCCUCACGUGGUCGUGGUCCUGGUAAAGCACCAAUAACUAUAAACAAUGACUCUGAAUCACUAACUGCUAAUCAAGAACAAAAUUUACAUUUAUGGUCUAGUCGAGUAUGGCUUAGUCAACUUGGUCAGUGGCGUGGAUUAACUGGUGAAAUUGCUCAUGCUAUCACUUUGGUAUAUCCAACUGCAAGAUCAUUCUAUAAUGCAUGCAAAUUAGCAGAAAUUCAAUCAAGAAAUCAAGAUUCAAAUUGUCAAACAACACUUUCAUCUUCAAAUCAAAAAUCUAUCCAUCCAUUUGAAAUAGAAUUAGCUAAUUUAGAAAUACGUCGUGGUGCAGGUAUCUUGUCAACAAAAAGACGUUUAGGUCCUGAAUUUGCUAGACGUCUUAUUAAACUGUUCACGUCGAAGAAUCCAGAUGAAAUUAUCAGUUAAGCCUAAUGAACGUAAUCCGCUUAUUUGUACUAUCGUUCAAUUCAGUAUUAUUACUGCCUCAUUAGGUAUUUUCUUCAGUGGUUUAUGAUACUUCGUGUUAGAUUGUAAAUAAAUGACAAUUGUACUUCAAAUUUGUUAAUUUCAGCUUUUGUGAAUGUGUACAGAAUUUUCUUAUUUUCGUUACAUAAAGUUUUACCAUG
Messenger RNA from Schistosoma rodhaini, 2884 nucleotides. NCBI's taxonomy places the organism in Eukaryota, Metazoa, Platyhelminthes, Trematoda, Strigeidida, Schistosomatidae. The record is from the annotation of a GenBank genome assembly.